GUUUAGCUACUUAUUGCAUAAUUGAAUUGUCACAGGACCAGCCGCCAUACUCGAGCCGCCGCGACUCCUGAAAAUACUGUUUGCACUCAAAGUUCAGAACCACUGUGAAACCGUAAACAUGGCUUGCACGCGCUGAUUGUACUCUUUGCGGUACAUUAUAAGCAGGCACGAGCGUUCAGGAAUAGCAAUGGCCGUCGACGUCGCCGAACAAGCGAAGUUUUUCGACCACCUGGUCGAGUUGGUGCCAGCGAAGUACUAUUACGAUGACGAGUUUGCAAAGGUGAACCCACGCUUCCUGGCGAAGGCGGCCCGCGACGCGUUCAAGGCGGAGGCGAAGACAAAGGCGAAGGAGGCCAAGCGCGAGCGGCUAGACCCAGACAAGGCCGCCACGACGCUGGAGCUGCAGCGGCGUAAGAGCCAGGGCUCAAACCAGAAGCCGGCGGCAGAGGGCGGGGCUGCGGCUGACGACGCCGCGCCGUCCACGUCGGGACGCAAGGCGGGGGGUGCGGCUGCGGCGGCGUCCGGCGCGGCCGCCGGCGCGCAGGCGGCCUCUGGGCUGCAGCUGCAACUGUCGGGCGGGUCGAUGAGCCGGCAAGAGCUGCUUGAAAGGCUGCACAAGAAAGUGGAGGAGGCGAGGCAGAAGCGUAAAGCGUCGGCAGAGGCGGCAACGCAAGCCAAGGAGUGGCGACAGAAUGCGCUCAAAACCAACGCUGCUGCCAAGGCGAAGCAGCAGCAGGGCGGCAAGCGGAAGGCGGGCGAGGAAGACGACGGCGAGCAGGAGCCCAAGCAGCAGCAGCAGCAGCAGCAGAAGCAGAAGCAGCAGAGGCAGCAGCAGGGCGGCAAGGGCCAGCAGCAGCAGCAGCAGCAGCAGCAGCAGCAGCAGCAGCCGGCGGCUAAGAAGGCGAAGCGGGAGGAGCGGGCGGAGGCGGACGGGGCUGGUGCGGAGGACAAUGACUUCAAGUUCGCACGCAUUGAGCUGCCGGAGGGCGGGCGCAAGGGCCCGGCGGGCGCCAAGCGGCCGCCCAAGGCUGUGCUGUUGAAGAAGGCGGAGCAGCAGCGCGCCGAGCUGGAGGCGCUGGCGGGCACGGAGGAGGGCAAGGCUAAGGCGCAGCAGGCUGCGUUCAAGGCCGCACUGGCGCGCGCGGCGGGCGAGAAGGUGCUGGACGACCCCAAGCUGCUGCGCCGCACGCUCAAGCGCGAGGCCAAGAAGCGCGAGAAGAGCGGCAAGGCCUGGCAGGAGCGCCGCGAUCAGCAGCAGGAGGCGGUGCAGGCGCGGCAAGCCAAGCGCACCGACAACCUGGCGGCGCGGCGGCAGACCAAGGCGGACAACAAGAAGGCCAAGCGCGAGAAGAAGCUGCUGCGGCCGGGCUUCGAGGGCCGCAAGGAGGGCUUUGUCAAUGCGGCACCCAAGUAGAGCGGCGGCGGGGAACAGGGCGGCGUGUGCAAGGUGGUCGGGGAGGUUGCUACUGGGUGGUCCGGGAGGCCGCCCGCGUGCGCGGGUAGGUGUGGGCGGGGCUGUGGGCAGCGUUGGGGCGGUGGUGGCGAUGUGGUGAGACCGUGGUGGGAUUGCAGAGUGUAUGCAUGUCGUGGUGCGGUAGUGGGAAGGGCGCGCUGACAGUGGCAGUGGCGAGGUUCAAUGAUGAGGAGAAGAACGAUGUAGGCGUUUGAUGGCGGUAGGCUACAGGGAGGCGGUGGCGUCUCGGAGGCGCGUUAAACAGUAGUGUUUAUGUUGUUUGUCAUAUGGUUUUGGCGUUUUGAGGGGCGCUUGUCGUGUCUUUGUUGCUCCAUGAUGAAGGGGCUCAUGUCAAAUUUGUUGUGGUGUGCUAGGCCAAGUGCCACACCCAAAUUAUGUCUGCAACCAGCCUGGAGCAUAGGAUACGUGCGGCGCUGUUUGGUGUGCAGCGCUGCCACGUGCGUUCCAUCCGCGAAGCUUGGGGGCCAGGAGCCUGUAACACAUUGUU
This is a messenger RNA of Chlamydomonas reinhardtii, 1961 nucleotides long. RefSeq lists its product as uncharacterized. Gene Ontology annotation, molecular function: DNA binding; RNA binding. The record is from RefSeq and is a predicted model, not a curated record. Gene Ontology annotation, cellular component: nucleolus. Bases 188 to 1414 code for a protein of 408 amino acids. The transcript is spliced from 5 exons. Lineage: Eukaryota; Viridiplantae; Chlorophyta; Chlorophyceae; Chlamydomonadales; Chlamydomonadaceae. Gene Ontology annotation, biological process: ribosomal small subunit biogenesis; ribosomal large subunit biogenesis.